UUACAGAGCUCUUGGCUUGUUUCCGACAAGAAUACUGUAAGACGAUAUUGCACUAAAGACUGGAUUCGGUAUUGGAUGCUUUGGUGGUCCAUUUGCCCCCAUCACUUUCACUGGUCGUGACCACUGGAUUUUCAAAAUGCUGAGUGAUUACUCCGAUUUGCACAACAUGGCCAAUGCUUAUACAGUAAACACCACCGCUGCCAUGCUUGGUCUAGUCAACAGCACCACAGCCCCAUUCUUCGAAGUCGAAGACGACAUCGGAGGGAGCCCUCUCUUCGUCAUGCGGGUCUUUAUGAUGAUCAUGAUCGCAGUUGGGGUUCUCGGCAAUGGCUGCGUCAUCUUCAUCGUCCUGUGGAACCCUUCCAUGCGCAACCGGCCCAACGCCCUCGUCGCCAGCCUUGCCAUCGGCGAUCUGCUACUCCUGAUCAUCUGCGUACCUCUCAAGGUCUACCAUAUGACCUAUGGACAGUGGCCCUUCGGUCUCCUGGUCUGUAAACUCUCCAAUGGCUUCGUCAUCAUCUCUCAGGCAGUGUCAAUUUUCUCCAUGGUGGCGCUGAGCCAUGACAGGUACCGGGCGAUUGUCACACCCAUGAACUACCCUCGCAAUCGUGGAUCAGGCUACACCAUCGCUGUCAUAUCCGUCAUCUGGGUUGUGGCUAUACUCCUAGCCUGCCCGACAAUCGUCCUGUCCCACAUCAGAGGCUCUGACUUGUUCUCAUUCUGCUUGUACAUCCACCACACGACCUUGGCAGGGAGGCUCCACGCAUGCUUGAGAGGCUUGAUCCUCUUCGUCAUUCCUUUACUGGUCAUUAAUGGCUACUACUGCCUGGUGUCGCGGAAGCUGAUCAUCAGCACUAAGGCCCUCCCCGGUGAAGUCCACGAUAAGAGGUCUCAGAUAAGCGCCAGGAAGCGCUUAGCAUAUGUGGUCCUGGCCAUCGUGAUCCUCUUCACAGUGUGCUGGCUUCCGUUCACCGUCAUCGAGGUGAUGUACCAGAUCAACGACCAGAUCUUCGCCGAGUCCGUCGGCCUGACCUACCUGAAGCUCUUCUCGGACUUCCUGACCUACGUCAACUCCAGCGCCAACCCAAUUCUGAUCAUCGUCAUCAGCUCAACCUACAGAGAGUACUUCUGCUCUUACAUCUUCUGUCGGUGUUCUGGGGAUUUACAAUAUAAGAGAGCGCGCACAUCAACGAUAUCGUCGAAAGCUUCAUCUACGCGAACGAGAAUGACUGAGUUUGCCUGACGAUUAUUCAUUUUUAUCUUUCACACAGAGACGUAAAACACCUCGUUUAUUUUCAGAGAAGAACAGAGACUUUUGAUCUGAUUGAGAUGGAUGUAAACUACGGAUACAGCAAUCGUAUGUCUGUAAUAAUACGUUUUGCAUGCAAAUUUCAGUUAUCGCUCUUUCUGUUAUUAUGCGAUUCGGUCAGUCACUUUGUUCAACUUUCUUGGUUGUUCCGCGCUACAGAGUUGUGAUUUACAUCCAGUACAGAGAGUCAACUAUUCAAUGCACCAGACCAUCGGCUUCUGAUCUGGAGCUAUAGUUUUCACGGACAGAAGGUUGUCUUCAAAGCCCCUUGUUAAGACUGGAAUGUCUUGGACUUCUCAAUAUUGGGCAAGGCAAAUUGUUCCAGGUGAUGGCGAAGUUGCAAAGUUGAUAAAAAACAUUCCACAUGGGUAGGGUUUAAAGACAAGACUCAGAUGCCGGUUCAUACUUUCUUUCGAAGCCACAUCUCUGUUUUCGCAGGAGUUGAGCACAACUCAACUGUUGGGAGUUAUCCGUUGCGAAGUUGUGAUGUCAAAAUUCGUAUCGCAUUCACAUUCGAAACUAAUUGCAUCUAUUGGGUCUUUGACAACUUUGAUUUCUAUGUGUGCAUAGAGGUGAAGCCCAGUUCAUACUUCCUGCGGAUGCAAAUGCGAUACAAAUUUUGACAUCACAAAUUCGCAACGAAUAAUUCGCAGCAGUUUAAAUUUGCUCAACUCAAUGGAACAAUCGCUGCAAAAACAAGUCUGUGAAAUCAAAAUUUGUAUCGCAUUCGCAGGAUGUAUUAUAAGGAACCUGGCUAAAUUUAGUGUCCCUAGGAAGCAGUGAGGUAAAGCUGAAGAAUUCUUUGUUUAAAAUGGAUAGGAUUUUGGGUGAAUAUAUCUCUGGGGAAAAACAGUAGUUUACAUUGUGUAUAGAUUAUUGUUUUGAAACUUCUACUGCAAAAUACUUUUUAAAUAUACUUUCUGCAUAGUUGGACUGUUUUUUUACAGAGAAUUCGCGCUUUGGAGACUUCCUUACCAAACACAGCUUAUCAACAAAAAAAUUGGUAAGCAAUUUUGUGUGUAGCAGAUAUUUUGCUUGCCAAUAUGUUUUACCUGCUAAUUGCAUUUCUGUUAAACUGGUCACUUGUUGUGGUUAAUGUUGAGAUUCGUUAGACAGUGGAGAUACGUGUAAAUGUAUAUGCCAGAGGCUGCACUAACCACUUACAAAUUAACCAUGUGGCAUGUGACAACGCAAAUUGACACAAUUGACACAGAACACUGACUUCUUUCAGGCACAUUUUGUUCACAACUCACAAGAAGAAAGCAUACAUUUUUACAAGUUGUAUUUACUUUUAUUGUACAUAAAUAUCAGUAACUUGUUCAGUUGUUAUUUUUUUUAACAAUUCUUUAUUUUUGAUCUGGGUCCAAUUUAAUAGAGCU
Messenger RNA from Asterias rubens (European starfish), 2688 nucleotides. RefSeq names its product neuromedin-B receptor-like. Gene Ontology annotation, biological process: G protein-coupled receptor signaling pathway. The record is from RefSeq and is a predicted model, not a curated record. Gene Ontology annotation, cellular component: membrane. Gene Ontology annotation, molecular function: G protein-coupled receptor activity. The transcript has 2 exons. Lineage: Eukaryota; Metazoa; Echinodermata; Asteroidea; Forcipulatida; Asteriidae. The coding region runs from base 137 to 1243 and encodes 368 amino acids.